AUGACGAUGACCAUAGACCAUAAUCAGCGCCGCUUCGGAUCCUUACACUUCGAACAUAUGUCUUCCUACUCGGGCCAUCCUCACUUCACAGACCCCUGGGCACCGUCGCCCUCGACGGCGGGCCCCAGCCCGGCAUCGCAGAGCGGGAGUCAACAAAGCCUCUACAUCAACAACCACCAGGACGGUGCCGGCCUGCCUCACCUCAAUCUUGCUCCCCUCCCGAAGCAUCCGCAGCACAGCAGUCGGGCCGGGAGCAGCACUUCGAUGGCGCCUUACGGCGCUCUCCAAGUCUCGGCUGCGUCAGCAGGUAGUCCUUCCAUGGCGGGUGUCUAUAGGCCACAGGACUUACUUCCCGUGUCUCAAGAUCAUCUCCUAGGCGUCAACCGGCUGCAGCAUCAAACAACAUCGGCCGCCUAUGACACCUCGGCAUACACUAGCACGGCCUCACCAGUUAACGCAACAUAUACGUCAUCGUCGUCGCCUUAUGAUCAACUAGGCUAUGCGCAGGCGUCAAUGAGGGGUUCCUUUGCUCUCGGAAACGAGGAUAGCUCGAGGAGAUAUUCCCAGCAAAGUCUGCAGCAGGACGACAGGAGGAGCUUCCAGGACGCCCUGGAGGCGAGCCACGGGAUGCUCUCCAUGAGCCAAGAGACGCCGCGUAACAUAUUCGACGUGCGCAACAGGGGGCGGGGAUCUGGCGACUCGUACGGGUUCCCACCGACCCACUCGGCAACCUCAAGCGUGUCGUCGACAGGGUUCAGCGGCUACUAUGCAGGCUCUGUGGACGGAUCGGUGAGCGACUAUUCGACGGCGGGCUCCGACAUUGAGUCGCUAUCUAGCCGCACGCUUCCAAGACCACAGGGGCUUAUGGCCAGCGCGCCGCCAGCGCCCCAGUCGAUGAUGGGUUCCUUUAGCUCCAAGGUGUCGUCAAGCACGCAGAAGAAGCAUAAAUGCAAGGUUUGCGACAAGCGCUUCACGAGGCCAAGCUCGCUACAAACACACAUGUACAGCCACACGGGCGAGAAACCGUUCGCAUGCGAGGUGGAAGGCUGCGGCCGGAAUUUUUCAGUCGUAUCAAAUCUUCGCCGUCACAGAAAGGUUCACAAAAACCAGACACAAGGCGAGACGCCGUCAGAGACCGGGUCAGAGGAACACCAGUCACCGUAG
This is a messenger RNA of Canariomyces notabilis, 1164 nucleotides long. RefSeq lists its product as uncharacterized. The transcript is spliced from 3 exons. Lineage: Eukaryota; Fungi; Ascomycota; Sordariomycetes; Sordariales; Chaetomiaceae. Gene Ontology annotation, biological process: regulation of transcription by RNA polymerase II. Gene Ontology annotation, cellular component: nucleus. Gene Ontology annotation, molecular function: RNA polymerase II cis-regulatory region sequence-specific DNA binding; DNA-binding transcription factor activity, RNA polymerase II-specific. The record is from RefSeq and is a predicted model, not a curated record. The coding region runs from base 1 to 1164 and encodes 387 amino acids.